This is a messenger RNA of Striga hermonthica, 3666 nucleotides long. Lineage: Eukaryota; Viridiplantae; Streptophyta; Magnoliopsida; Lamiales; Orobanchaceae. The record is from the annotation of a GenBank genome assembly.
AUGUUGACGAAGUUUGAGACGAAGAGUAAUCGGGUGAAAGGGUUGAGUUUCCAUAGCAAGAGGCCAUGGAUCUUGGCGAGUCUUCACAGUGGCGUGAUCCAGCUCUGGGAUUACCGCAUGGGCACUCUCAUUGAUCGGUUUGAAGAGCAUGACGGGCCUGUUCGAGGCGUCCAGUUUCAUAGAUCGCAGCCGCUUUUUGUAUCCGGAGGUGAUGAUUACAAAAUCAAGGUGUGGAAUUACAAACUGCACAGAUGUCUGUUUACUCUUCUUGGUCAUCUUGAUUACAUUCGGACUGUUCAGUUUCAUCAUGAGUCUCCCUGGAUUGUAAGUGCUAGUGAUGAUCAGACAAUUAGAAUAUGGAACUGGCAAUCUCGGACUUGCAUUUCUGUAUUGACUGGGCACAAUCAUUAUGUUAUGUGUGCCUCGUUUCACCCCAAAGAAGACCUUGUUGUUUCAGCCUCUUUGGAUCAGACCGUGCGUGUUUGGGAUAUCGGCGCGUUGAGAAAGAAAACAGUAUCCCCUGCUGAUGACAUUCUGCGAUUGUCUCAAAUGAACACUGACUUUUUUGGUGGGGUUGAUGCUGUUGUGAAGUAUGUAUUGGAAGGCCAUGAUCGGGGUGUUAACUGGGCUUCUUUCCAUCCGACUCUCCCUUUGAUUGUUUCUGGAGCAGAUGACCGUCAAGUUAAAAUCUGGCGCAUGAAUGAUACAAAGGCUUGGGAAGUGGACACAUUGAGAGGCCACAUGAACAACGUGUCAUGUGUUCUAUUCCAUACAAGACAGGACAUCAUUGUCUCAAACUCAGAAGAUAAGAGCAUCCGAGUCUGGGAUGCGACGAAAAGAACGGGCCUGCAAACUUUCCGUAGAGAGCACGACAGGUUCUGGAUCCUUGCGGCUCAUCCUGAGAUGAACCUCCUGGCUGCCGGUCAUGAUAGUGGCAUGAUUGUUUUCAAGCUGGAGAGAGAGCGCCCUGCUUUUUCUGUUAGCGGUGAUUCCCUUUUCUAUGUCAAGGACAGGUUCCUCCGUGCAUUUGAGUAUUCUUCACAGAAAGACACACAGCUGAUACCCAUUCGUCGUCCUGGUUCUAAUAGCUUGAAUCAAGGGCCUCGAGCACUCUCCUACAGCCCUACGGAAAAUGCUGUCUUGAUCUGUUCAGACAUUGAUGGGGGAUCGUACGAGCUUUACAUAAUUCCCAAAGAUAGCUAUGGCAGAGGCGACACAGUUCAGGAUGCAAAAAGAGGUGUUGGGGGCUCAGCAGUCUUUGUUGCCCGAAACAGGUUUGCCGUGCUUGAGAAGAGCACCAACCAUGUCCUGGUCAAGAACCUGAAAAAUGAAAUUGUGAAAAAGAGCGCUCUCCCUAUAGCUACGGACGCCAUAUUCUAUGCGGGCACAGGAAAUCUACUGUGCAGGUCGGAGGACAGGGUUGUCAUCUUUGAUCUCCAGCAGAGGAUUGUUCUUGGGGACCUUCAGACCUCUUUUGUCCGGUAUGUAGUCUGGUCUCCGGAUAUGGAGAGUGUUGCCUUAUUGAGCAAACACUCGAUCGUUAUUGCUGAUAAGAAGCUGGGCCACCGCUGUACCCUUCAUGAGACUAUCCGUGUCAAGAGCGGGGGCUGGCAGGAUAACGGUGUCUUUAUCUACACAACCUUGACUCACAUCAAAUACUGCCUUCCCAAUGGGGACAGUGGGAUUAUCAAGACUCUGGAUGUCCCAGUGUACAUCACCAAGAUAUAUGGGAGCACAAUCUUUUGCCUGGAUCGAGAUGGGAAAAACUGCCCCAUCAUCAUUGACCCUACAGAGUAUGUGUUCAAGCUGUCCCUUCUGAAGAAGAGAUAUGACCAGGUCAUGAGCAUGAUAAAAAACUCGGAGCUGUGCGGGCAGGCCAUGAUUGCUUACCUGCAGCAGAAAGGUUUCCCUCAGGUCGCCCUCUAUUUUGUUAAGGACGAGCGGACCCGCUUCAACCUCGCCCUUGAGAGUGGCAACAUCGAGAAAGCACUUGAAUCCGCCAAGAGAAUAGACGAGAAGGACCACUGGUACAGGCUGGGUGUGGAGGCUCUCCGCCAGGGAAAUGCUGGCAUUGUUGAGUACGCAUACCAGAAGACCAAAAACUUUGAGCGGCUCUCCUUCCACUACCUCAUAACUGGAAAUUUAGAUAAACUCUCCAAGAUGAUGAAGAUUGCUGAGGUGAAGAAUGAUGUCAUGGGCCAGUUUCAUGAUGCCUUGUAUCUUGGAGAUGUUCUCGAGCGCGUGAAGAUUCUUGAGAAUGCUGGCCACCUGCCCCUCGCAUACAUCACUGCCUCUGUUCACGGUUUACAAGACGCCGCUGAGCGUUUGGCUGCUGAACUCGGCGAUAAUGUCCCUUCUGUUCCUGAGUGGAAGAGAGCUUCACUCUUGAUACCACCACAGCCCGUGCUUUGCGCAGGGGACUGGCCCCUGCUGAUGGUCAGCAAGGGCAUAUUCGAGGGCGGUCUCGAUGAGGCGGCCAGGGGUCCCUCCGAAGUGGAGUACUACGAUGAGGCGGCUGAUGCUGACUGGGGUGAGGGCCUUGAUAUUGCUGACGUGGACAAUAUCCAGAAUGGUGACAUUAGUUUGGCAGUUGACGAGCUUGUUGCACACAAGGACGAGGAUGGUGAAGAGGAGGGUGGGUGGGACCUCGAGGACCUCGACCUCCCAGCCGAAACACCAACCAAGGUGGAUAACACUUCACGUUCGUCCAUUUUUGUGGUCCCCACCCCAGGCAUGCCCGUUAGCCAGAUCUGGGUUCAGCGUUCGUCCCUGGCUGCCGAGCACGUUGCUGCUGGAAACUUCGAUACAGCCAUGCGCCUGCUGAGCCGCCAGCUGGGCAUCACGAAUUUUGCCCCUUUGAAAUCGCAGUUUGUUGACCUAUACGCGGGCAGCCACACCUAUAUACGUGCUUUCACCUCGGCUCCCGUUAUCUCGCUCGCGAUCGAAAGGGGCUGGAGCGAGUCGGCAAGUCCAAACGUCCGCGGGCCCCCGGCACCCAUCUUCAAUUUCUCACAGCUGGAGGAGAAACUCAAAGCUGGCUACAAGGCCACGACAGCUGGGAAAUUCUCGGAGGCCCUGAAGAAUUUUCUGUGCAUCCUCCAAACGAUACCACUGAUAGUGGUCGAUACUCGUAGGGAGGUAGACGAGGUGAAGGAGUUGAUUGUGAUUGUAAGAGAGUACGUUCUUGGUUUGCAGAUGGAUCUCAAGAGAAGGGAAUUGAAGGACAAUCCGGUUCGUCAGCAGGAGCUAGCUGCUUACUUCACACACUGCAACCUCCAGCUUCCCCACACACGACUUGCAUUAGCGAAUGCCAUGACCAUAUGCUUUAAAGCACAGAAUUUGAGUACAGCCGCGAAUUUUGCCAGGAGGCUCCUGGAGACGAACCCGAGCGUGGAGAGCCAGGCGAGGAUUUCUCGCCAGGUACUCCAGGCAGCUGAGAGGAACAUGAAGGAUGCAACGCAGCUGAAUUAUGACUUCAGGAACCCGUUUGUGGUGUGUGGGGCCACAUACGUACCGAUCUACAGGGGGCAAAGGGAUGUGACGUGCCCAUACUGUGGGACCCACUAUGUUCCGGCGCAGCAGGGACAGGUAUGUGCGGUGUGUGAUCUCUCGGUGAUUGGGUCUGAUGCAUCGGGCUUGCUGUGUUCUCCUUCGCAGGUCAGAUGA